Messenger RNA from Ostertagia ostertagi, 555 nucleotides. The record is from the annotation of a GenBank genome assembly. NCBI's taxonomy places the organism in Eukaryota, Metazoa, Nematoda, Chromadorea, Rhabditida, Trichostrongylidae.
GACUUACGCAAGAAGAAUGCCACAUACCAAGCAGAGUUCAAGAGAAAAGAGAAGUCAAAAAAGGAUGAGCUGAAGUCUAGUAGAUCGAAGGAGAAAUCAAAAAAAGAUGAACUGAGGUCCCGAUCGAAAGAGAAAUCCAAAAAAGAUGAGCUGAAGUCCCGAUCGAGAGAGAGGUCGGGGUCUAAGAGGAGUGAACGCAAAUCUAAACGCGAUUCAAAAAGGGACAAUGAAGGAAGUAGAGGGACAGCGUACACGCAAGGCGCAACUGAUGCCACAGGUGAGAAGAAGGAAACGCGAUCGGAUGCCGAAGAGAAGAAAGCAAAUCGUAUACGAAGAGACAAGGCUGAAAGACUCGAUCGUGCCAUGGCUCUCUAUGCGACGAUACAAGAAAUGAAGCGGUUUCUGGCCGACGAAAAACUAAUUGAAACAAAGUUUGAGUUUGCUGGUAGAUGGGACGACCUUUUUCGUAUUUUCAAAAGAAAUCCGUAUAAGUCGGCACUGGAAGAGAAUACUGCGCCUGGAAGAUGCUAUCCGGAGGAGGAGCAUAUGAUGAAU